Molecule: messenger RNA, 2148 nt
Organism: Lolium rigidum
Lineage: Eukaryota; Viridiplantae; Streptophyta; Magnoliopsida; Poales; Poaceae
Product: IQ domain-containing protein IQM1-like
Exons: 7
Coding region: 199-1854 (551 amino acids)
Molecular function (GO): protein binding
Source: RefSeq, a predicted model, not a curated record
GCUCGCGCGCCUCUCCAAGCUCAAUUCAUCCACCACCGGUGUCUCAUAUCUCUCCCUCAUCGAUUCUCUCCCAGCUCCAUCCUAGUCUACUACUACCACUACGCCGCCGCUCAGCUCAGCUCAAACCGUCGAACCAAGUUGACCACCAGGACCAGUCCCCUCCACCACAAAACAACGAGAGGCACAGCUAGCGGUGAGAUGUCCUCGCUGAGCCCGCUCAACACAGACCGAACCUUUCACCUCGCCUCCCCGAAGCCGCAGAGCCCCCGGGAUGCCUGCGCCGCGCCGCUGAGGUCGCCCUCGCCCAGGGUCGUCGCCGGGCCGCCCAAGAAGAAGAAGAUGGCGCGCGGAGGACUCGAGCGCUCCAUCAGCUUCAAGAACUGGGAGGCCGAUGAGGGACGAUGCAUCAACGGCGCCAGGCCCGGGAGCCUCGUGCUCCAGAGCCCCGGGACCAGGGAGCUGCAACUGCAGCAGCCGUCGCCUUCCGUCGUGUGCUUCGUCUCCCCGAAGCCCAAGAGCGAGCUUGACGAUGCGGCCACCAAGUUACAGAAGCUCUACAAGGGGCACAGGUGCCGGAGGAACAUGGCCGACUGCGCCAUUGUCAUAGAGGAGCUCUGGUGGAAGGCCUACGAUUCCGCGUCUCUCAACAUCAAGUCCAUCUCCUUCUUCGACGAGGCCAAGCAGGAGACGGCGGCUUCCCGGUGGUCCAGAGCCGGCAAGAGAAUCGCCAAGGUCGGCAAGGGGCUGUCCAAAGACGAGAAGGCCCAGAAAUUAGCGCUGCAGCAUUGGCUCGAAGCUAUUGACCCACGCCACCGCUACGGCCACAACUUGCACCUCUACUACGACAUAUGGUCUGCGAGCUCCAGCACAGAGCCAUUCUUCUACUGGCUGGACAUCGGCGCCGGAAAGGACGUCCAUCACCAAAAGUGUGCAAGAAGCAAGCUCUACUCCCAGUUGAUCAUGUACCUUGGACCGAACGAGAGGGCAGAUUAUGAGGUUAUUGUGGACAAGGGGAAGCUCAUGUACCGGAGAAGUGGAUUUCUUGUCGAAACCACCGAGGAUUCCAAAUGGAUAUUCGUGCUGAGCACAACUAGAUCACUAUACAUCGGACAGAAGAAGAAGGGUAAAUUUCAGCACUCGAGUUUCCUAGCCGGUGCGGCGACAACUGCUGCUGGUAGAUUGGUCGCCAAAGAUGGCAUUCUUAAGGCGAUCUGGCCGUAUAGCGGUCACUACCUCCCAACAGAGGAGAACUUCAAAGAGUUCAUCAGCUUCUUGGAGGAGAACAGUGUCGAUCUAACCAACGUCAAGAGGUGUUCCGUCGACGAUGACGAGUACCCAUCAUUCAAGAAGACCACAGAUGAGCAACCCACUGAAGUCGAGCAAGAAGAGAAGCCUACUGAAGUGGAACAUGAUCAGACUUUGGACAGCUCACAAAUCCAACUGCCUGAGAUGGACAUCGUCAAGGAAAUGGUUGCCGAAGACAGCGCAGAGACCGAGGCAGCAACGGCGAACCUGGCCAGCCUCCCGUCGUUCAAGUGGGCAACCGCUGCCGGCGCGCGGAUCGGCUGCGUCCGGGACUACCCGGCCGAUCUCCAGAGCAUGGCUCUCGAGCAUGUCAAUCUGUCACCAAGAGUGGUGCCAUCUCCGAGAACCAACAGGCUACCGAUCCCAUCACCUCGCCCGAGCCCGGGGGUCAGGUUGUCACCCAGGCUGCAAUACAUGGGCCUUCCUACCCCGCCCGGUCGCCGGCUCCCGAUCCCGAGCCCGGAGAUCAGGAGGUCUCCGGGGCAGCAGUUCUCCGGGUUCCAGACGCCGGCAGUGGCUCUCACUCUCCCCAAGCACAAGGGCAAGUGAUUUUCCAUGCCGCCAUCUCGCCCUGCUGUUAUCGAAGCUAUAACAGCAUUUUUUUAGAUAGUUAUGGCUAGAUCAGGGAUAACAAUUUUGUUUCUUACUACUUGGUUCUUUUGUUGUGUGUGUGUGUGUGUGUCACCAUUCUUUAGUAUGUUCAUCUCUUUCUUCUUUUAACCCGAGGUGCAUCAGCUCCACGGUGUAAAAAUAGGGGCCGUGUAGUCUGCUGAACUCACAGCUUUGCAAAUAAGGCAUGUAACUCUCCUGAUUAUUUUGGUAAUAAAAGGGUUUUUUUGUUCA